Molecule: messenger RNA, 2622 nt
Organism: Doryrhamphus excisus (bluestripe pipefish)
Lineage: Eukaryota; Metazoa; Chordata; Actinopteri; Syngnathiformes; Syngnathidae
Product: heat shock protein HSP 90-alpha
Biological process (GO): protein folding
Molecular function (GO): ATP hydrolysis activity; ATP binding; ATP-dependent protein folding chaperone
Source: RefSeq, a predicted model, not a curated record
GGCCAAUCAACAGCCGUUUCGCCACGCCGUAUUGAGGAAUAUUCCAGAGGGUUCUGGAAGCUGUCAGCGUUCUCGAACAGUCUGAAGAAACCUUAUAAAGAGGACGAAUUUGCCACUUGUGCCGCUUUGAGUCAACGCUGAACUGUAACCACAAACACUGCGGACCAAGAUGCCCGAGUUAGUGGACCAACAAAUGGAGGAGGCAGAGGUGGAGACCUUUGCAUUCCAGGCUGAGAUAGCUCAGCUGAUGUCCCUCAUCAUCAACACCUUCUAUUCCAACAAAGAGAUCUUCCUCAGGGAGCUCAUCUCCAACUCCUCCGAUGCUUUGGACAAAAUCCGUUAUGAGAGCCUUACCGACCCCUCCAAGCUGGAUAACGGCAAGGACCUCAAAAUCGAAAUCAUUCCCAACAAAGAGGAAGGCACCCUGACCCUGGUGGACACGGGCAUCGGCAUGACAAAGGCGGACCUGAUCAACAAUCUGGGUACCAUCGCCAAGUCGGGCACCAAGGCCUUCAUGGAGGCUCUGCAGGCCGGAGCGGACAUCUCCAUGAUCGGUCAGUUUGGCGUGGGGUUCUACUCAGCCUACUUGGUGGCUGAGAAGGUGAAGGUGAUCACCAAGCACAACGACGACGAGCAGUACGUGUGGGAGUCUUCGGCCGGAGGCUCGUUUACAGUCUCAGUGGACCACCACGAGCCAAUCGGACGUGGCACCCGCGUCAUUCUGCAUCUCAAGGAUGACCAGACGGAAUAUCUGGAGGAGCGGAGGAUUAAAGAGAUUGUGAAGAAGCACUCGCAGUUUAUUGGCUACCCCAUCACGCUCUACGUCGAGAAAGAGCGAGACAAGGAGGUGAGUGACGACGAGCUGGAGGAGGAGGACAAGGAGAAAGACAAGGACGAGGAAGAGGAGGAGAAGGACGAGGACAAGCCCGAGAUCGAGGACGUCGGCUCGGACGACGAGCACGACCAUGACAAGUCCUCCGACAAGAAGAAGAAGAAGAAGAUCAAGGAGAAGUACAUCGAUCAGGAGGAGCUGAACAAGACCAAGCCUCUGUGGACGCGGAACCCAGACGACAUCACCAACGAGGAGUACGGCGAGUUCUACAAGAGUCUGACCAACGACUGGGAGGACCACCUGGCUGUCAAGCACUUUUCAGUCGAAGGCCAGCUGGAGUUCCGCGCCCUUCUGUUUGUGCCUCGCCGGGCUCCUUUUGACCUCUUUGAGAACAAGAAGAAGAAGAACAACAUCAAGCUGUAUGUGCGAAGGGUCUUCAUCAUGGACAACUGUGAUGAGCUCAUCCCUGAAUACCUCAAUUUCAUCAAGGGCGUGGUGGACUCUGAGGACCUGCCCCUCAACAUCUCCAGAGAGAUGCUGCAGCAGAGCAAGAUCCUCAAGGUAAUCCGCAAGAACCUGGUCAAGAAAUGCCUGGAGCUCUUUACCGAGCUCGCAGAGGACAAGGAGAACUACAAGAAAUGCUACGAGCAGUUCUCCAAGAACAUCAAGCUCGGCAUCCACGAGGAUUCCCAAAACAGGAAGAAACUAUCCGAGCUGCUAAGGUACUACACCUCAUCCUCUGGAGAUGAGAUGGUGUCCUUGAAGGACUACGUGACGCGCAUGAAGGACAACCAGAAACACAUCUACUACAUCACUGGGGAGACCAAGGACCAGGUGGCCAACUCUGCCUUCGUGGAGCGCCUCCGCAAGGCCGGCCUGGAGGUCAUCUACAUGAUUGAGCCCAUCGACGAGUACUGCGUCCAGCAGCUGAAGGAGUUUGAAGGCAAGAACCUGGUUUCUGUCACCAAGGAAGGCCUGGAGCUGCCUGAGGAUGAGGACGAGAAGAAGAAGCAGGAGGAGAAGAAGGCUCAGUUUGAAAAUCUCUGCAAGAUCAUGAAGGACAUCUUGGAGAAGAAAGUGGAGAAGGUCACCGUCUCCAACCGCCUGGUCUCCUCGCCAUGCUGCAUCGUCACCAGCACCUACGGCUGGACGGCCAACAUGGAGAGGAUCAUGAAGGCCCAGGCACUGAGGGACAACUCCACCAUGGGCUACAUGGCGGCUAAGAAGCACCUGGAGAUCAACCCCGACCACCCCAUCGUGGAGACCUUGAGGGUGAAGGCCGAAGCGGACAAGAACGACAAGUCUGUGAAGGACCUGGUCACACUGCUCUUUGAGACGGCGCUGCUUUCCUCGGGGUUCACGCUGGACGACCCCCAGACCCACUCCAACCGCAUCUUCCGAAUGAUCAAGCUGGGUCUCGGCAUCGACGACGACGAUAUGAUGGCGGACGCCACAGCCACGCCCCCCACUGAGGAGAUGCCCCCGCUUGAAGGUGACGACGACACAUCCAGAAUGGAGGAAGUGGACUAGAACAGCUACUCCUCAGGCAUAAUGCAUAUGUGUAACAAACAUUAGUAUUACACAUGUUUAAAACCUGGAAAUCUUCCCCUUAACUUUUUGAAUUCUUUACGUUUUGUUCAUCAUGCAGUUCUUAUAGUUUCUUUUUGUAUCUUAUCUACUGUUUCUUUAUUUUGUAUUUAUUAAUGUUCCAUGACUAACUGUAAAUACAGUACUACAGAGGUGAUGCUGUUAAAACGGUGGGACACUCUAAUAAAUGUUUAAUGCCACAA